UCUCGGUUGUUUUAUUUUCAAAAUUUUCUGAUGUGUGAUCUAAUCAUUGGUGAAAAUAGAUAGUGUUUGUUGUAAAUUUUUAAAAAAUUACAUUAUUUUCAAAUUUUUAAUGAAUAUGUGACCGUGUUUAUUUCACCCUAGUACUUUAAUCAAUUCUAAAUGUUCAGAAGAAGAAAUAUCAUUUUACUGUUUUUAAUUUUCUCGCAUAUAUUUUGCGAGAAAAAAGACGAAGAUGAUUUGAACACCGAAGAAUUGGUCCAAAUUUACACCGAAGCCGACGAACCGAUUGUCGAAAUCGUCAAAGGAGCCGAUGUGAUUAAGAUCGUUCCCGCACCAGACCUGUCUAAGGAAGAACCACGGUUCAAAGUUGAAACUCCGGACAAAGAUGUACAAGAUGAUUCGAAAAUCAGACGUAAGAUCAACUCAUUGGAUACCGAGUUGGUGAAAAUGUUUUAUAAAAGCUUGGAAGACAAGUAUCCUCAAUACACAACUAAUAAAGAAUACCAGAACAUUCUACCCAAGUUUAUCGACUCGCAACAUGAAGAGAAGAAAACCGACGAAAACGACGAACCUAAUCAAAAUAAAGAAGCCGAAGAUAUUUAUAAGAAAGCCAUCGAAAUGUUCAGAGAAGUACGACCUCGUAAAAUCGAAGGCCUUCAAGCGUUAUUAAAAGCUAAUGAACUAGGCCAUAAAAAAGCUAAAGCUUUAAUCGCCUGGGAGUAUUUAUUCGGCACCGAGUUACCACAAAAUAUCACUUAUGCUAAAGAAACCUUCGAAGAAUUAGCAGCCAUCGGCGUAUCCGAAGCUCAUAUGGGAUUAGGUUUCUUGUAUUCUACCGGAAUUGGUGUAAAUGCUAGUCAGCCUAGAGCAUUAGUUCAUUAUACUUUCGCUGCACUGAGUCAGAAUCCCUGGGCUCAAAUGGUGCUAGGAUACAGGCACUGGAGCGGUGUGACUUUAUCCUCAGAUUGCGAAAGUGCUCUGAACUAUUAUCGUCUUGUUGCCAAUAAAGUUGCCAGUGAAGUUUCGCUUUCCGGUGGCCCUGUCGUCCAAAGAAUACGAUUAUUAGAAGAGACAGAGAAUCCGAGUUAUAGUACGGGUAUAAUGGACAAGGAUUUAUUAGAUUACUACCAGAUGCUAGCUGAUAAAGGUGAUGUACAAGCUCAAGUUGGUUUGGGCCAGUUGCAUUAUCAAGGAGGUCGAGGAGUUGAAUUGGAUUCGCAGAAAGCCCUCCACUAUUUCAUGAACGCAGCCGAUGCGGGGAAUCCUGUAGCUGUAGCUUUCCUAGGCAAAAUGUACCUCGAAGGAAACGAAUACGUUAAACAAGAUAACAAAACAGCUUUCGAGUACUUUAAAAAAGCAGCCGACCUUGGAAAUCCAGUUGGUCAGAGCGGACUCGGUUUAAUGUAUUUGUACGGUCGAGGAGUACCUAAAGAUUAUGAAAAGGCUUUGAAUUUCUUUACAUUGGCUGCCGAUCAAGGAUGGGUUGAUGGGCAAUUGCAUUUAGGCAUUAUGUAUUUCGGUGGAUUGGGUGUGAAACGAGAUUAUAAAUUGGCGAAUAAAUAUUUCACCUUGGCUUCGCAAGCGGGCCACGUAUUAGCAUUUUAUAAUCUCGCUCAAAUGCAUGCCACUGGUACUGGCGUCAUGAGAUCGUGUCCAACGGCCGCUGAAUUGUAUAAAAAUGUUGCCGAACGUGGUCGAUGGAGUUCGCAUUUGAUGGAUGCGCAUUUCAAUUAUAAACGUGGUCGAGUAAACCAAGCAUUUAUCAAAUAUGCGUUAUUAGCUGAAAUGGGAUACGAAGUUGCUCAAAGUAACGCUGCAUUCCUCCUGGAUAGAGGUGAAGUAACUUUGUGGCCUGAAGAAUUCGAUCAACAAGUAAGAGCCUUGAUGUACUGGAGUCGAGCUGCUGGUCAAGGUUAUUCGGCUGCUCAAGUCAAACUAGGCGAUUACUACUACUAUGGAUUAGGUACCAAUGUCGACUAUGAGACUGCUGCUAUGCAUUAUAGGAUUGCCUCUGAUCACCAGCACAAUGCCCAAGCUAUGUUUAAUUUAGGAUAUAUGCACGAGCAAGGUCUAGGAAUGGAACAGGACAUGUAUCUUGCCAAAAGAUGUUAUGAUUUAGCCGCUGAAACUAGUCCAGACGCUAAAAUUCCUGUAGCAUUAGCGUUGAUUAAACUAUCCUUAUAUUUCUCGUUCAAAUAUUUCAAAGAAAAACAUCUUUCGAAUUGGUAUAUGCUGUUGAACCUCGAUUACCUUUUACGUAACUAUUGGGAUCUUUAUUUAUUAGCAGUGCUAGUAUUCGUCCUAUUUUGUACUGUUUAUCGUAGACCGAAUCAUUAAAUGGGAUCAUUUUUUAAAUUUAUUAUUCUAUAUUUAUUUGUUAAAUAUUCCGGGUUUUUAUGUACAAAAUACAUACCAUUGAUCGCAUUUUAAAUCACAUAAAGAUAACUUUUGAAUUUUAAAAAUUUAUUCUCAAUUCUUCUGAGGUGGAGCAUUUUGUUGGAAUUAUGAUUUUUGAAGCGAAUGCGAACUUUAUUAAAUUUUUUAGUCAUUAAAAUUUCAUAUAAUGUUUUAGUAUUAAAUUUGUUGUUUUUAUGGAUAAUGGAAUUUUUUUAAGAAUAAGAAACAAUAUUAUUUAUUUGAGAUUCUUCGUCGAUGUAUAUUUGAAUAAAAAAUUUUAUGUAUUUAUGUAAAUAAUGUAAUUAUGCUUUUUUUUUGCCAAGUACUUCGGAGUAACUUUUCUCCCUCGAGUACUCCGAAAUCGCGAUUCAACUAGUAAAGUUACUCUACUAAGUGAGACUUUAAUGUUAUCUGUAAGCUUUGUGAUAUUGAUGUAAUUGUCUACUAUACGUCGUUUCCCUCUUCUUUCAUUAUUUCAUGUAUGUAUGUAUUUUUAAACACAAUUUUGUAAAUACUUGUGAUACCUAUUUUGUUGGCGCGUGUGUUAAUAAUAAAGCAGUUUUGAAAAUA
Planococcus citri (citrus mealybug) is the source of this 2967-nucleotide messenger RNA. It is a transcript of the gene Hrd3, whose product is annotated as HMG-coA reductase degradation 3. Gene Ontology annotation, molecular function: protein binding. The transcript has 10 exons. The record is from RefSeq and is a predicted model, not a curated record. Bases 160 to 2337 code for a protein of 725 amino acids. Gene Ontology annotation, cellular component: endoplasmic reticulum membrane. Lineage: Eukaryota; Metazoa; Arthropoda; Insecta; Hemiptera; Pseudococcidae. Gene Ontology annotation, biological process: ERAD pathway.